AUGCAGAUAAAACGAAUUCAUGGAAGCAAGGACGCGGCCAGGAUAGCGCGCGGCGUCGACAUACCCACGUACACGAAUCUCACUCCCGGAGUAGAUUACACCGUCAAAGCAUCUACGAAAAUAUUAAGAAUUUAUGGAUCCGCCGACGGCGCGACGGAAGUACCGUGUGUCGUGCCACGUCCACAAAAAAUGAGUGUAGCGGGUGAAAUGCCCAAGAGCAGUCCCAAGGUCAACUUGGAGGCCAUCUGCAAGGAUUACCCUAACUCGAAGGUCCUGCUCAUCUCCGUCCAGCGCCCGAAGGCGUUCUUCAUCCGCACAUCAUGCGAGUUGUUUGCUGGAGGUACCGAGGUGCUCAUCCUGAGCGCCCUGGGUGAUGCCAUUCCCCACUGCGUGCAGCUCCAGCACGCUCUCAUGAUGAAGAACGCGGCUACCACCAUCCGCUUCGAAACUGCGCUGAACAAGUGCACGAACCCGCGUUCUAAGGGACCCGUUUACAUUCCCGGCGUCCACAUUUUCAUGCGCAAACACCCCGAGUUCAAGGGCUCUCGGAUUUCGCCGGCCUACGUUUCAUUUGCUGCGCAGCCGAACCCCGGGGAGCUGGCCCACACUUUCAAAGCUGACGCUGGCGAGCACUGCUGCAAGGUCAUCGCCGGAAGCACAUCCUUCGCCAUGCCGUCAAAGGGCCACCAACACGUCCACUUCACCGAACUGCUUAAAGCCACCGGCCACAGCAUCGAUGCUUACACCAAGCUGUUUUCGACGCUCUAUCAGGAGGCCCUGGCUGCGCAUGCCGCCGAACCCACUGUAUUCACUGUUACCAUGGCGAACUCUGCCUUCCAGCACCCCGAUCUGAAAUUCGCCUUAUGCCGCAUCUCGAAGGAUCAGCAGAGCUUCAAGGCGCCGGGCGAGGGUGUCGUUUUCAUCUGCGAUUUCAAAAAGCACCCGUACGACAACGUUCACAACAUGGGACUGAUCUAUGUCGUGGAGCCGCUGGCCCAAAACUACGCUGACCUCGCUGACUUCUAUCGCGCUCUCCACGCCACUGGUGAGAAUCUGAUGACGGCCGUGUGCGACCACAACGGCAUGGCUAAGCGCGACCCCACCAGGUCACGCAAGGCCAUGAUCUGCUGCUCCACAUACCUCAUCUGCGGAGACAAGAACAGGCACCCGAAAGCCACAAAGAUCGACUGCGCCAAGCACAUCCUCAAUGGCAUUGCCGAGGGUUACAGGCACGGUCCGGCCUCCACUUUCCACUUCUCUUACGACGAGGACUCUUACCGCCAGGCUUGGAUGGAGACCUCUGGACUCAAAGCGGACCCAAAGUGA
This is a messenger RNA of Babesia ovata, 1326 nucleotides long. RefSeq lists its product as uncharacterized. The transcript has 4 exons. Lineage: Eukaryota; Apicomplexa; Aconoidasida; Piroplasmida; Babesiidae. The record is from RefSeq and is a predicted model, not a curated record. Bases 1 to 1326 code for a protein of 441 amino acids.